Messenger RNA from Mirounga angustirostris (Northern elephant seal), 2083 nucleotides. Its product is annotated as rho GTPase-activating protein 20-like. The record is from RefSeq and is a predicted model, not a curated record. Lineage: Eukaryota; Metazoa; Chordata; Mammalia; Carnivora; Phocidae. The transcript has 4 exons. Gene Ontology annotation, molecular function: GTPase activator activity. Bases 69 to 650 code for a protein of 193 amino acids. Gene Ontology annotation, biological process: signal transduction.
AUGUUGUUCUCUUGCGAUACCUUUUUGGAGUGCUAUACAACAUUGAGCAACAUUCCUCAUCCAAUCAGAUGACAGCUUAUAAUUUAUCCGUUUGUAUGGCCCCAAACGUUCUUUACCCACCUGAUUCCGGCACCUUGGAAUUGGAAUACAACUUGAUAAGAAAGAUUUGUUUUGUACAAUUUCUCAUUGAAAAUUGCCUCAGGAUAUUUGGAGAAGACAUCACUUCCCUCUUGGGCGAGAACUCAAUGAGUCGUGCUAACAGCGAGAAGGCUGCAGACUCCGGCCCUAUGACUGUGACAAGCCGUUCUUUCAGAGCCAGGGCCUUUUGUCGGGGUUGCAGCACUUGCAGGCACACCCAGUGCACAGCCCCACCUUCCGCAAAGCCAGUACAGCUCUUUGGAGUUUCGCUCAUGGAUAUGUGUUAUAAAGACAACCUUCCCUUCCCAAUUCUGGAUAUGCUUUCCUUUAUUAAUCAAAAAGGGCCCCUCACAGAAGGCAUAUUCAGCAAAUCAGCCAAUAUAAAAUCCUGCAUGGUCCUAAAGGAGAAACUAAAUUCUGGGGUCAAAGUGAACCCGUACAGCGAAUCUGUUCAUGUGGUCGCAUCCGUCUUAAAGGUAGGGAAGGUUCUAGCAUUAUCCACACACGAGUAACUGAAGCUAUGAGGCACACUUUAGUCCUUCAACAAGACUCCUCAAGAACCAUAAAGGGCAUAAUAGAUUAAGAACCUGACAAGCUAAAAAACCCUUGAGAAAAUCAAAAUUUAAGGAAGCUACUUUAGGAUUUAAAAGCCCCAUGUAUUAGAAAUACUUUGUUUUCACUACACACCGCCCUCCCCACUUUCACUCCUAAAGACUCCAUGCAAAAUACUAAUACUGAAAUGACUACUAGUCAUGAUAAUAAAUUUCAAAAUACGCACCGAUACAUACACACUGUUUACCCAUGCAAACAUCCUCACCCCCCUCCUAAUGAAGGCAAACUUUCCAAAAGAAAUAGAACAGGGAAAGAAUUUAAUCCAUCCACCUUGGCACUUAUGUACAGCUCUGAACAACCCUAUGUUAACGUAGUAAUGACUACAGUCGUAGAAUCUCAGUCACAUUUCGUCUUCCCUUGUCCCCCGUUAAUGUUCGAAGAUGUGAUCAAUAGCAAAGUCCAGAAAUGACUUAGGUAACCACUCCUACACUGCGGUCAUAGUGAUAUCCAGUAGUAAUAUACAUAUAGGCAUCAGGAGACAGGAGAGGAAUGAUGAUACACUAGGUAGCAAGAUGAGUGUUGCCCUCUGUAAGGUGUACACAUGGAAUCCAUUUUCUAGCAAGAGUUAGGAGGUUCUUUCCUGAUUCCGUGUUAUAAGCACCGACUAGGAAGAGGGUGAGCACUUGUGGGGAGAGUGCUUAGACAUUUCUAAACUUUUCUCUUCUUGAAGUUGACGGAUCUUGGUGGAGAAUGAGACUCUGCAACCUUGGCCUUGAUACUAUCAUGGCAAACUAACUGGAUAUUGUCCUAAACUAGAAAUGAAUCUAUCCUCAGGACCACAGUGAGUCUGCCAUUGGACUCUCGACUUUUAGACAGUUAAGAAAAGGAAGAAUGAAGCAAUUGUGAGAGUAGCUUUCUUCCAGGGAGCACGCAUACCCCGAGUGAGAAGACCUACUUCUUUCCUAAUAUGUGUGCCAGAGCCCACCUGUUUGUGUUUUGAUUGUUUCAGGCCUUUUCUUGCUAGAAUUAAGAGCUAGCAGUGUGCCUAAAACAAGCAACAUGGGUAUGUGUAUUUCUGUCCAAGAAGCUAAUAGGAUUUAGGAUGGUCUAUAGCCAGACGCUGUCAGUUUGUGGUACUUUGCAAAAAAAGCACACAUACAAAAUAAGUUCCAGAUGAUACAAGGGAGCUUUAUCUUCAUUUCCACCACAGGCUAAGCUCUGCUUUUAUGCCUCUAAGUUUUAGCGGGAGAAAAUCCAAGCACCUGCUCCUGCGUGUGCAAGUCAAUGGAGAGUCAGAGCCGAGCUCCGUGUGGGUCCCAGUUUGGGUAUCUGUGAAGGAAGUGGGGGCUGAACUGAAUUUUUUAACUACAUAUUUUCUCUAGAAUAUUUCCAA